Molecule: messenger RNA, 2046 nt
Organism: Chrysochloris asiatica (Cape golden mole)
Lineage: Eukaryota; Metazoa; Chordata; Mammalia; Afrosoricida; Chrysochloridae
Gene: VGF
Product: VGF nerve growth factor inducible
Exons: 2
Coding region: 196-2046 (616 amino acids)
Biological process (GO): carbohydrate homeostasis; regulation of synaptic plasticity
Molecular function (GO): neuropeptide hormone activity
Source: RefSeq, a predicted model, not a curated record
AGAGAGCCGCGCGGACCCAGCUGAGCCCAGCCCGCUGGACGUCAGACUUCGACCGUCGCUCGUAUCCCAUCCACCCACCGUUCGGAGCCAGGGGAAGGCGGACGCGUCCCGGUCUUCCCCUGUCCCUACCCCACCCCGAACCUCCUUUCCAUCUCCCGCGUCGUGACACCAGCUGUCUCUGGAAGCCCCCUUGUCAUGAAAUCUCCCCAGCUCCCAGCUGCUGCCCUCUUUUGCUUCCUUCUAUUGAUCAGGGGGCUGGGAGCAGCACCCCCGGGACGCCCUGAGGCGCAGUUACCUCCUUUCAGCUCAGACCAUAAAGAGUCGGUAGCUGGGGGCACAGUGCCCGGGUCAAAGGAUGGCAACACCCCAGAGGUCCGAGCGGCUCGGAACUCCGAGACGCAGGACGAAGGAGAGCUUUUCCAGGGCGUGGAUCCCCGGGCGCUGGCCGCGGUACUGCUGCAGGUACUCGACCGUCCAGCCUCGCCCCCAGCGCCAGGCGGCUCCCAGCAGGGACCAGCAGAAGAAGCAGCAGAAUCUCUGCUGACCGAAACCGUGCGCAGCCAGACCCACAGCCUCCCGGUUCCAGAAACUCAAGCGCCCCCGGUCCCGCCUCGCCCCCAGACUCAGGAGGAGAGUGGUCCCGAGGAGGGCUAUCCUACGGAGGAGCUCGAGGCUUUAGCGUCCCUUCUCCAGGAACUGCGAGAUUUCAGUCCGAGCAACACUAAGCGCCAGCAAGAAACGGCGGCUGCCGAGACGGAAACCCGCACGCACACGCUGACCCGCGUCAACCUGGAAAGCCCCGGGCCUGAGCGCGUGUGGCGCGCUUCCUGGGGAGAGUUCCAGGCGCGCGUCCCCGAGCGCGCGCCCCUGUCGCCCCCGGGCGCUCCACAAUUUCAGGCGCAUAUGCCCGAGAGUGGGUCCCUGUCCCAAGCCCACCGGUUCGGGGAAGGAGUGCCUUCCCCUAAAACACACCUGGGCGAGGCACUGGCACCCCUGUCCAAGGCGUACCAAGGCCUGGGAGCAUCCUUCCCUAAGGCGCACCGGCCGGAGAGCUCACUGCUGGGCGGCUCCGAGGCGGGGGACCGCCUUUUACAGCAAGGACUAGCGCAGGUGGAGGCCGGGCGACGGCAGGCGGAGGCCACGCGGCAGGCGGCGGCACAGGAGGAGCGGCUGGCCGACCUAGCCUCCGACCUGCUGCUCCAGUAUUUGCUGCAGGGCGGGGCUCGGCAGCACGGCCUCGGGGGUCGGGGGCUGCAGGAGGAGGAGGAGCGAGCGAGUCAGAGGGCGGAGGAGGAAGCGGAGCAGGAGAGGCGCGGCGGGGAGGACAGGGAGGAGGUAGAGGAUGAGGAGGCGGCGGAGGCGGAGGCAGAGGCGGAGGAGGCGGAGAGGGCGCGGCAGAAUGCGCUUCUGUUCGCUGAGGAGGAGGACGGGGAAGCCGGAGCGGAGGACAAGCGCUCCCAGGAGGAGACGCCGGGCCACCGGCGGAAGGAGGCUGAGGGGGCAGAGGAGGGCGGGGAGGAGGAGGACGACGAUGAGGAGAUGGACCCACAGACCAUCGAUAGCCUCAUAGAGCUGUCCACCAAACUGCACUUGCCAGCCGACGAUGUGGUCAGCAUCAUAGAGGAGGUGGAGGAGAAGCGGAAGCGGAAGAAGAACGCCCCCCCUGAGCCGGUGCCGCCCCCCCGUGACGCGCCGGCCCCCACUCAUGUCCGUUCCCCACAGCCCCCGCCCCCUGCCCCUGCUCAUGACGAGCUGCCCGAGUGGAACGAGGUGCUCCCACCAUGGGAUCGGGAGGACGAAGUGUAUUUCCCGGGCCCCUACCAUCCUUUUCCCAACUACAUCCGGCCGCGGACACUGCAACCACCAGCCUCCUCGCGACGCCGCCACUACCAUCACGCCCUGCCGCCUCCGCGCCACUCUCUGGGCCGGGAGGCAGAGGCCCAGGCUCGGCGCGCGCAGGAGGCGGCGGAGGCGGAGGAGCGCCAGCUGCAGGAGCAGGAAGAGCUGGAGAAUUACAUUGAGCACGUGCUGCUCCGGCGCCCGUGA